Molecule: messenger RNA, 714 nt
Organism: Colletotrichum spaethianum
Lineage: Eukaryota; Fungi; Ascomycota; Sordariomycetes; Glomerellales; Glomerellaceae
Exons: 2
Coding region: 1-714 (237 amino acids)
Source: RefSeq, a predicted model, not a curated record
AUGGGCAGCAUCUCGUUCCGCGAGCACAUCCGCUGGAUCCCCGACGAGGCGAGCGAGCCGACGUCGACGAUUGUGCUCACGUCCCCGCAGCGCCGCUUCGUCGAUCUCCGCAUCCUCAAGUCGGCGCCGACGGCCGACGGCGCGCAAGCGACACACGGCGUUGAGCGUCUGGAGUGGGGCAUCGCGGGGACCUCGUCGUCGACGGUGCGCGACGACGGCGCCGGCGGCCAGGUGCGGCACUCGCGGUGGGAGCACUGGAUCGACUCGCGCACGACGGAGCCCGAGGGCGCCGCGGACGAGGGCGACAUGUACGAGCAGCCCGACGGGCUGACGCUCGAAAAGGGCCGCAUGGCGAACCCGGCGACGGGGCAGCAGACGGACUACGAGGAGCUCUGGCGGGACGUCGAGCCCGUGGCCGUCGCCGGGGCGGGCGGCGCCGUCGAGUGCAUCGUGCUGCGGUUCGAGGACGAGCCGACGCGGUCGCGCGGGCUGGUGGUCUGGCUGGGCCGGUUCUGCCAGGGCUUCUUGCGCGUCGGGGACGACGUCGCGGCGCAGCGGUGGGAGUGGAAGGAGGAGGAGGGCUGGAAGCGGACGGUGCACAUUGGCUGGCGGGAGCUGCCGUGCGAGGCGCUGCUGAAGACGGGGGCGCCGCUGAGCGUCGGCGCGCACGUCGUGCACGAGGAUCUGGUGUGGGAUGUGCUGGAGAGUUGCUGA